Messenger RNA from Cornus florida, 381 nucleotides. Its product is annotated as protein FAR1-RELATED SEQUENCE 5-like. The transcript is spliced from 2 exons. The coding region runs from base 1 to 381 and encodes 126 amino acids. The record is from RefSeq and is a predicted model, not a curated record. Lineage: Eukaryota; Viridiplantae; Streptophyta; Magnoliopsida; Cornales; Cornaceae.
AUGGAGUUUGAUAGUAAGGAAGAGGCAUAUGAUUUUUACAAUGCAUAUGGUGGUCGAAUUGGUUUUAGCAUCCAGAAGGAGUAUGGCAAUAAAGUUAAUAUAAGAAUUACAUUAAAGGCGUUAGUUUGUAGCAAGGAAAGUGUGAAGGGGACUAACAAACAAGAUGUAUUUAGAAAGACUCCGUGGGCUGAAACACGAACCAAUUGCGGUGCACGAAUGGUUAUUAGAUAUGACAAGACAAAGGCAAAGCAGUUUGGUGGCAAAGAAUCAGUUGGGUACUUGAAAGUGGAUCUUAAAAAUUAUCUAAGGACGCGAAGACAAAAGGAGCUUCUUUAUGGAGAGGCGGCAUGGCCUGUGGAUUAUUUUGAGGAGCGUGGUUGA